AUGGGUCUUUGUCAAAGUGAUUUGGAAAAAAAAUUACAUCAACGAAGUAAAGAGAUCGAUCGUGAAAUUAAAGAAAGUGCGAUAGAAAACAGAAAAGCUAUUAAAUUGUUAUUACUUGGCACUGGUGAUUCCGGAAAGAGUACAUUGCUAAAACAGAUGAGGAUUUUACACAGUAGUGGCUUUACAAAAAAUGAACUGAUAGCGCAACGUUCCGUGGUAUUCCAAAAUACGAUCCAUGCAAUGGAUAUUAUCAUACGAACUAUGAAACUUUAUGAUGUCGAAUUCGAUGAUCCAUCCAUGAAGGCUGAUGCAGCUAUCAUUACUGAAGCUGCCAAUACAAAAUCAGAGACAAUAACUCGUGUGAUUGCAACUGCAAUUAAAAAUCUAUGGCAUGAUCCUGCGAUUCAGGCUAUUUAUGAAAAAAGACAUGACUUUUAUCUACAUGAAUCUGCCAAAUACUUUUUCGACAACAUUGAUCGGAUAGCAGCACCAGAUUAUGAACCAAGUGAAAAAGAUAUAUUAUUAACGAAAAUAAGAACAACUGGAAUUGUGGAAAUUCACUUUGUUAUUAAAAAUAUCCGAUUCAGAGUAUUUGAUGUGGGCGGACAACGAUCGGAGCGGAAAAAAUGGAUUCAUUGUUUCGAGAAUGUUAGCGCUGUUAUAUUUGUUACAGCUAUUAGCGAGUAUGCUGAAGUUUUAUCCGAGGAUAAUACAACCAAUCGCAUGUUAGAAAGUAUGCGUUUAUUUGAAUCGAUAUGCAAUAGUCGAUGGUUUAUUAAUGCCUCUAUUAUUUUAUUUUUGAAUAAAAAAGAUUUAUUUAUUGAAAAAUUAAAGUCGAAAUCAAUAAAGAUAGCUUUUCCUCAAUACAACGGACCUGAAACGUACGAGGAUUCGGUAACUUUUAUAAGAAAACGUUUUGAAGAAUUAAAUGCUAAUCCGGAAAAGUUGAUUUAUGUGCAUCAAACCUGUGCCACUGAUACCAAUCAGGUUCAAAUGAUUUUGGAUAAUGUUAUCGAUAUGGUGAUUGAAAAAAAUUUGAAGAAAUUUGGCAUGUUUUAA
Cercopithifilaria johnstoni is the source of this 1059-nucleotide messenger RNA. The record is from the annotation of a GenBank genome assembly. NCBI's taxonomy places the organism in Eukaryota, Metazoa, Nematoda, Chromadorea, Rhabditida, Onchocercidae.